CGCCCUAUAAGGGCGCCGCUCCCGCCCCCACCCUAUAGCGCGGCACGGCGGAGCCGGAGGUGGGGGCCUGGCUGCUGCCUGCCCGCGGCCAUGGCGUUGAAACCGGUGCUGGGCAAGCUGGUUAGCAAGAGGGUGGUGCUGGCCAGCGCCUCCCCGCGCCGGCAGGAGAUCCUCACCAACGCGGGCCUGCGAUUUGAGGUUGUUCCAUCCUGGUUUAAGGAGACUCUUGAAAAGUCAUCUUUUGCAGCUCCUUACCAAUAUGCCAUAGAAACAGCAAAACAGAAAGCUCUUGAAGUAGCAAACAGAAUGCAUGUAAAACACCUUAGAACUCCUGAUAUUGUUAUAGGAGCAGACACUAUUGUGACUGUGGAUGAGCAGAUCCUGGAGAAGCCAGUUGAUAAGCAAGAUGCAUAUAGGAUGCUCUCAAGGUUGAGUGGGAAAGAGCACAGUGUUUUCACAGGAGUGGCUAUUAUACAUUGCAGCAGUAAAGAUAAUCAGCUGGAAACAGAAGUCACUGAUUUCUACGAAGAGACAAAGGUGAAAUUUUCUGACCUGUCUGAAGAGCUUUUAUGGGAAUACAUUCAUAGUGGAGAGCCAAUGGACAAAGCUGGUGGAUAUGGAAUCCAGGCCCUCGGUGGAAUGUUAGUUGAGUAUGUCCAUGGAGACUUCUUGAAUGUAGUGGGAUUUCCUCUGAAUCACUUCUGCAAAAAGCUAGUAGAGUUGUACUGUCUGCCUUCUAAACAUAGCAUACACCAUAUAAAGCAUGACUCUAUCCCUUCUGUGGACACUUUUGAGAACCUAAGUGAUGGAGAAAGUGAAUCUUCAAAUUUUGCAGAGUGUAAAGGGGCUAACAAGUUGACUAGUAGCAGGACACAUCCUUCAGAACCUGUUUACAAUUCAGAAGACAGUUACUGUGUCAAAACUGGUUUUACGGUGCCUUUGGAAAAUCAGAACGGAGUGUUGGAAAAUGCAGCAAAACUCCCAUCUACAAUUAUAGAGUUGAUAGAUGGUUUUAGAGCUUCAAAGGCUCUGUUUGUAGCUUCUAAGCUGAAGGUGUUUGAUCAUCUGAAAGAUAAAGGUUCACUGAAUGCUGUGGAUGUUGCAAAUGAGGUUGGAGCUUCCCUGUGUGGAACAGAAAGACUCCUUGAUGCAUGUGCUGCUCUUGGAUUGCUGGAGAAAACACCUCAGGGUUACAGUAAUACAGAUUCAGCAAAUACCUAUCUGACAUCAGAUGGUAAAUACUCACUUCAUGGCUACAUUAUCCACUCUAAUGACCACCUUUGGCCUCUUUUUACAUACCUGGAAUCUGCUGUCAAAGAGGGAACCAGGCAGAACCAUCUAGCCUUUGGAAAGAAAACAGAGGACUUAUUUAAGGACUACUAUCACAGCCAGGAGGUGAAGAAGCGUUUUAUGGCUGCCAUGCACAGCAUUGCCCACCUGACAGCAAGAGAUGUGGCUACAGCAUUUGAUCUUUCACAAUUUAAAUCUGCCUGUGAUUUAGGAGGUUGCACUGGAGCUCUGGCUCAUGAAUUAGUACAAAUAUACCCAAAUCUGAAGGUCACUGUAUUUGACCUUCCAGAAGUCAUUGAAAACAAUUCGUAUUUUCAGCCUUCGGGACAAUGCACAGCUUCAGUGACAUUUGUAUCAGGUGAUUUCUUCAAGGAUAAUCUUCCAGAAGUAGAUCUUUACAUUCUUUCACGUGUCCUUCAUGAUUGGCCUGAUGAAAAAAUUCAUAUGUUAAUAAGCAAAAUAUCAGCUGUUUGCAAACCAGGCUGUGGGAUUUUGCUGGCUGAAAUGGUGUUGGAUGAUGAGAAGAAAAAGAGACGCACAGCUUUGCUGCAGUCUUUGAACAUGCUUGUGCAGACAGAGGGAAAGGAGAGAAGUGGUUCUGAAUAUCGAUGCUUACUGGAACAACAUGGAUUCACUGAUGUCAAAAUCAGAUUGACAGGAAAUUUGUUAGAUGCAAUUCUCUGUAUUAAGAACUAGAAAAAGAUGUAGUAGUAAAAUCCGAAUGUCUCAGUAGUCAGGCCUGAUAUUUUUCAAUUAUGCAGAUAUAUUUUCAGUUUCCUAUCAGUAUCAUAGACAAUAAAUGCUUUGUCAGCUUUCUGAAGUUACUUUUAAAAAGAGAAAGAGAUUGACUGCAUUUAUUUUGAGUGUUGAGUAAAACGAUGCCAGAAGAUUAUGGAAUUGUUUGGUGGCAGCGAUGUUAUGACUGCACAGCAUUCAUAGUACCCUCAGGAACAAGCCUCAAAUCGCGAAUGAUGACAGCUGCUUUACAGUAAUAUUGGCAUUGCUGAGAAAUCAGUUUCUUCAUAUUUGGUGCAAUUAAGAUGGUCUCAUUUUUAGACUACCGUAUGUCCUUCCCUGUUUCAGGAGAUUAAUGUAGGUAAAAUUUUUCUACUAUUUCUCUCUCCAUCAUCAUCCUUUUUAAUAUCAUUUUUAUUUUACACUCUGCUGUAAGUAAAGGAGCAUUGCCUUACUGCACUCCACAACUUGCUGGUACCUUUGCAUUCUACCACCUUCUAUCAUUUUUCUUUAACACUUUAUAUACUUUUUUGUUCCUUCUUUGCAUCUUUCUUCUUUCUCAACAUACUUUCUGCUUGUUCACUUUUCACAGGCCACAGCUUGAUCAGAGGGAAAUGUUUCAAAUGCCUUUUACAGUGGUUCGCCAUUAUUUCUUGCUCACCUUUCUUUCCUCAUUGUCUUAACAGCUGUGUUUGUGCUCCUUACAUAUUAAGAAAAAAUGCAGAUGUAGCCAGAUUCCAAAUGACUAUGUUUACUACCUAUAUGCAGGCAAGGUUAGCCUGAGAUGCUAGAAGUGUAACUGCCUCUGCCUAGCAUAUGCUCUUUGUUUUCCCCUUUUGCUCAUGUAUAGCUGAUUCCCAGAAUUCCUUCUCAUGUCCUUUCUUCAUGAUCAGUGCUCCACUCCAGCUCCAGAUUGUGUCUUCUCCUUUGUAACUUAGUCAAGAUGAUUGUGUGGCUACUGUCUUCAGUCACAGGGCUCCAGUUUCUUCCACUAACAUACUCCCAACUGUUCGCGAGUCUCAGCAAAUUGAAGGUUGUGGAAAAAAGCAGCUACUAAGAGACAUACUGUUCUUUUCAUGAUUGUACCCACAAACCUGGGUGGGAAGGCCCACCCUAAGUAACCCAGAAACGGAAUACACCAAGUGCUAAAUAAUAGACAAAUGCCUCAUCAGCUUGUGUGUGAAAAUCAAUGAUAAAACUCACAGUGUAAUGGCAUUUAUUGCCACUUGUAAUCAUCUCUCCCUCUUUCAAGACUUGAUCAUGAGGCAAAAAUAACCUUCUGCCUGUGAGAUCAAAUUGUAAGUCUUGCUAUAAGCAUUUGAAAACAAAAUGCUUUUGAGUACUGAAGGGUGAGAGAUCCAAGUUUCUCCCAUCCUUAGGAGUUGCCUUUGCACAUAUUGGAAAUUACACACACACAAAAAAAGCUAAACUGCAGUGUCCUAUUUAAUACUUUCUCAAAAGACAAAUUAUCUUCUGAUAUGGUAUGUGAUCAAUUAGUAUCACUGUAUCUGCCUGCAUAAAUGCUGCAGCCUAAGUAUUGUGCAUGCUGCACAAUAUCCUGCAGGCAACUUCAUCAUUCUUGUAACACUGACAUCUGAUGGAUAAUAUAUCAUGAUUCUGUAAAACCUGCAAGGUAAUAUUGUAUUCUUACUCUGCAAUUCUUAGCUGCAAAAACACUUUUCUUGGACUGUCAAUAGGUGCUUUUCGUGUCUACCUAUUACCAAUCUAACCGUUCCUUUUUCUUAAGAUUCAGUAUAGCCACUUUUUUGAAAAAGAAAGUUUUCACAGCCAGUAAGAUCGCUUCAGAGACAAUUUCCAAAAAUUCAAGUGGGGAAAAACAAAAAAACAGUGCAGGAUUCUCCAUCAUGGCUGCUAUAGUUUACUACUGCUGAGAAUGUUGAGUGCAUUUUUUUGUCUUCCUUUGUUUCCACUCGCAAGCGUGUUUCUGUUAAUAAUACAAAGCAGACUUCUUGCUUUGAGUGAUUUCCCUUGGCCUCUUUACUUCUGGGAACCAUGGAUUAUAAGAUAAAUGUAAAAUUAAUUAGGAUAGCUAGAAUCAUCUCAGACACUUGUGACAAGAGCUGGAAGCUUUGGUCUGGUCCUGUCAAUUGCUACUUCAUCACUCAAAUAAAAACACAAAGGGAAUAGUCUCUGUAGGAAUACCACAGUUAAAGUUGCAUGUGCAUCCCUGAGGAUAUGCAUCACAGCCUUUCAUUAUGUAUUUCCAAAAUACAGUCCUGUAACUCUGCAUGUAUCUAGCACUGUGUGGGCAGAGGCCUCAGUUCACUACAUCCAUUCAAGGGUUUAGAACAUAAAAUAGUGUACAACUGACUAUCUUUUCAUGUAUAAUAAACAGUAUAGUGUUGUAUUAAUACAUAAGAGUCUGUGAAGUAGAACUGUACCUAGCACAUCCUAUUCUCACUAUGGAGUAUUUGAGAGAUGCUCUCAUUUUGAAAUCAGUAAAGCACAAGUGCAUGUAAACAAUGGUUUUAGAUACCUCAGCUACUGCAGUUUUGUGGUCUAUCUUUAGUCA
Messenger RNA from Rhea pennata, 4558 nucleotides. RefSeq names its product acetylserotonin O-methyltransferase like (gene ASMTL). The coding region runs from base 91 to 1986 and encodes 631 amino acids. The transcript has 13 exons. Lineage: Eukaryota; Metazoa; Chordata; Aves; Rheiformes; Rheidae. Gene Ontology annotation, molecular function: nucleoside triphosphate diphosphatase activity; O-methyltransferase activity. The record is from RefSeq and is a predicted model, not a curated record.